Messenger RNA from Limanda limanda (common dab), 882 nucleotides. It is a transcript of the gene hoxb5b, whose product is annotated as homeobox B5b. Gene Ontology annotation, cellular component: nucleus. Gene Ontology annotation, molecular function: RNA polymerase II cis-regulatory region sequence-specific DNA binding; DNA-binding transcription factor activity, RNA polymerase II-specific. Lineage: Eukaryota; Metazoa; Chordata; Actinopteri; Pleuronectiformes; Pleuronectidae. Gene Ontology annotation, biological process: anterior/posterior pattern specification; regulation of transcription by RNA polymerase II. The transcript is spliced from 2 exons. The record is from RefSeq and is a predicted model, not a curated record. The coding region runs from base 1 to 882 and encodes 293 amino acids.
AUGAGCUCUUACUUUGUGAACUCGUUCUCAGGGCGCUAUCCGACCGGCUCCGACUACCAGCUGCUGAAUUAUGGGAGUAACGGAUCCUCGGUGAGCGGAUCCUUCAGAGACCCGGGCGCCAUGCACUCCGGAUCCUUCGGCUACAACUACAAUGGCAUGGACCUGACGGUGAACCGCACCGGCACCGGGGGACACUUCGGGCCCGUACGGGAGGACGCCCGGGGCUUCGGGCCGGACGCGCGCUACCGGCAGACGGCCACCUGCGCGCUGGCCUCCCCGGAGCCGGUGCCGGUGCCGUGCGCCGCGGCCACGGAGCUCAAGAGCCCCUCGCCGCCCUGCGACCCCCGGGGGUCGAGCUCGGGCGGCGGCGGCGGCGGCAACAACCAAGCCAACAACAACAAUCACUUCCCGGAGCUGGAGGACCCGAGCGUGGCGUCGGAGACCGAGGAGGGCGCGCACAGCUCCGGCGGAGGCUCCGGUGGCUCCGGUGGCUCCGGUGGAUCCGGUGGAUCCGGUGUGGCACCGCGGGCGCAGCAGCACCAGGAGCCCAACGCCACCUCCUCCACCCCCACAGCGAACGACUGCCAAACGCCACAAAUAUUCCCCUGGAUGCGGAAACUGCACAUAAGCCAUGAUAUGACUGGACCUGACGGGAAAAGGGCCCGAACCGCGUACACCCGGUACCAGACGCUGGAGCUGGAGAAAGAGUUUCACUUCAACCGGUACCUCACUCGCCGGCGGAGGAUAGAGAUCGCACACGCGCUGUGUCUCUCCGAAAGACAAAUCAAAAUCUGGUUUCAGAACCGGAGGAUGAAGUGGAAGAAGGACAAUAAGCUGAAGAGCAUGAGCCUGGUGACGGGAGGCAGCGCCUUCCACAACUGA